Cloeon dipterum is the source of this 3131-nucleotide messenger RNA. RefSeq names its product pxb (gene pxb). The coding region runs from base 327 to 1811 and encodes 494 amino acids. The record is from RefSeq and is a predicted model, not a curated record. Lineage: Eukaryota; Metazoa; Arthropoda; Insecta; Ephemeroptera; Baetidae. The transcript is spliced from 8 exons.
CGGCCAGCACGCGCGCUGAUCAGUGCAGCUCCACCAGAGGUGGGCUUCGUGUGUCUCCAAAUUGUCCGCUCUGUUUCAACGCACUAAAGGGCGCUUGUGGUGACAGUGACAUUCGUUUCGCCGACUGACAGUCGGAAUUUUGCACGCGUCCGACUCGACCUUCGUCUCCCUUCGCGCCGCUUCCACUCCUCCAUCCAGGUGGUUCCUCUCCCCACCUGAAGAUCGCGCACCUGAGGAAGGCCGCUGAUGCGUAUUUUUCGCAACCGUCCGGACCAAUUUUCGACCCAAACUGGAUUCCGAUUAUGAGGUAAAAACCGUCUCUCGGCAUGCUAAAACAUAUAUCGCAUAGAGUAAAAAUCGGCACGCGAGGAACUUCGUCCGGCCUUCGGCAACUUUUUGGUAUGUGGGAGUCACUAGAAGAGAGUAUGGAGCUGAACGGCUCGGAAGUGGACUGCGACUGUCCCGGGCCUCCUCCGGAGUUCCGCCUGCCACCUCCACCUCGGCCUCCGUUCCUCCAGGAGCCCCACUGCUCAGAAAACUCGCUCUCUGAGUUUGAGGUCUGCGAUGCUGUUCCUGUGAUUGAUGCCGAGCUCCAAAGCAACCCAAGCCUGCCCCCGGUGGUGGUGAUUGUCGUCUGCUCCAUCGUCCUCCUAGUCAUGCUCCUCUUUGUCUCAAUCCUCGUCUGGAAACACAAGAGAAAGAUGCAGAACUUCCUGCCGUGCAAAAACUCUCCGCAGAACCAUUGUGAUGUUUCCGGGGCCAACGCCGUCAUUUACGAGGACCUGACGAGCACCCACCUGCGGGCCAACCACCUGCCGACCGUGGCGCCACCAUCCAUGGAGAUGAUGGACGUGAAGCACCGCUCAGCUGCUCCGUUGCCGGUGCUGCAGCACUACGGUGCAGGCUACCCGCCACAUCUGCUUGGCAACGCGUCCGUCUUCAUCUGUCCACCGCCUCGGAUCGACCCCUACGCUGAACAGGAGCUCUACAACCCCGUCUAUGAAGAGCUCUCAAAUGGCUCCGAGUGCAGAGGCUCCGACAGUGAUCAGGGCGAGCACGGACGGGUGCGCACGGGCAGUGAGGACGAGUUCGCUGAGGACGAGCUAAGCCUGGCCGGCGACCUGGCUCACCGCGUAGUGGGCCCGACGCCACCACCGGCCAACACGCUGCCUUCGCGUCUACGCUCCAAGAACAGCUCGGUGGCCGGCUCGACCGGCAACGACCUGUGCCGGGACCUGGACUCGUCGGACGCGGACGACCGCUUCAAGACGUGCGAGACGGACUCGUUUCUGGCUCUGCGGAUGGCCAACAGCCGCAAUACGAGCCUGCCGCCGUGCCGGCGGACGCAGGCGGCCGUGCGCAGGCCGAAGAGUCUGGACAGGCGACGCCACCGCGGCAGUCCACGCAACCGCGGAAGGCCGGCGUCGCCGCCGCCGAAGCCGCAGCCGCCGGCCGGCAUGGAGCCGGCCGCCUUCCACACCGGCCUGCUGCUGACCGAGAACGGCCGGCUGCCGUCUGCCCCACCGCCCGCCUACCACCUGCCCUACAACUCGCUCUACGUCCGCUCGAGCAACCCCUACGAGUCGGUGCUGGCCAGGCCGCCGGAGCUGACCUCCUUCCGGCCGCCGCUGCCGCCGCAGAACCCGCCCAAGAACAGCAGCAGUCAGGACUCGUUCAACUCGGACUCGGGCUUCAGCAAUCACACGACUUCGGGCGGACGGGCCCCCUCGUCCGGCGGCGCCAGUUCAAACCGCGGCCGGCCAGGCGAGCUCUACGACCUGAGGCACCCUUUGCCGCCGUUGCUGUCGUAGUAUUCGCUGCAUUCCAAGUGUGAAGACGUUCGUGUUUAGUGGGCCGGUCGGAACUGCUGCUCAAACGAACCGUCGUGUACCUCUUUAGUUCUCGACCAGAGCACUGCUUUUGCGUCGAGGCACUUUUUCGGAAGCGUUUCGACCGCCCCUGCUCCGUAAGACUGUUCAGUGUGUAGUGCGAAUUUAGCGAAUCAGCCCGAGAGAAGCAAUCACUCGCCUGCUCCUUUUAGAGAGUCGACGUGGGUAAUUUGGGCUUGAGGAAUCCGGAAGAGGUUUUUUUCGUUCAAACAUUUUUUGUAUAACUCCGAGGUAAAUUAUGCAAGUGUUUCAAUAAAGAUAUAUCCUCAAGCCUUCACAAAUUAGCAAACAAGUGAGAGGAACUCUUUUAAUACGUUUAGUGACAGCAGCUAUAUUGACGAGUAGAAAAGUCGCUUAGAUUCUUGCAAAUCCGUAGCUUUCGUGUCUCUUAAACCAGGGUAUUUGAUUUUAAACUCUUGAAUAUCAACUGUCGUCAGUGAGAGGAGCUGUUUCAGUUUAGACGAGACGUUGUAAUUAUAUUCACCGCGUUGACUCCGAUGUGUAGGAGUGCAUUAUCCCGCAAAAUUCUAAAAAUUCAACCCCCACAUAUCAUCGCCGGCACUAUUCCCCCCCAAACCCUCACUUUUCCACGGAAAUUCACACCUAUAAUCAAAAUUUGGCAUGAGCUUAUACAAUUUCGUUCAUAUCAUCGGACGUGAGCCCCUCCAAUAGCAGAGCAGUGGAGAAAUCAAUCAAUCAGAGUUCAUUUCCAAGUAGAAAUGUGUUAGUGUCACGCGCGCAUUGUCAGCUGUCUGUCUCACUUCUAAGGGUUGAUCUGUGAUCUCGAGUGAAUGACACACCCUCGUCCGGAAAGCCUCGCGAGAAUAGUGAAAAAGGACACUCACGGGCCGACGAGCCUCGCUUUCCUUUGUACAGCAACAUUUUUACUAGUCUAAUAUACUAUAUUAUUAUAUGCGACACACAAGAUUGGAAAACGAGCGAGAAUUGCGAGAAACAAAAUACAUACUUUUAUGAGAACGCAGCAAGCAGCUUGGCGAGUAAUCUCUGGAAUUUGUUGUAUUUUGAUCGAUGGCCGCGAUACUCUAUUAUUUGGUUUAAACGACGAAGUGGUGAAUUCUCUCUAUAGGUGAAGACUAAUAAGUUAUUGUGUCUCGCAGAUUUAUUGGUGAGAAGAUUGAUAAUGUAUUAUUAUAAUUAAUAUGCCCUGUGCACACACCGCAAUUAUUGUUUGUCGAUCGAUGCAAAAUUUCGCAAAUAAAAAUUCCACAGAAAAUCUAAAAA